Messenger RNA from Letharia columbiana, 504 nucleotides. RefSeq lists its product as uncharacterized. Lineage: Eukaryota; Fungi; Ascomycota; Lecanoromycetes; Lecanorales; Parmeliaceae. Bases 1 to 504 code for a protein of 167 amino acids. The transcript has 3 exons. The record is from RefSeq and is a predicted model, not a curated record.
AUGAAAUUGAUCUACUUUUUUCUCCCUCUUGUCUCUUUGGCGCUAGCUGAUAGCCAGAUCAAAUGCCCAUGCAGCAAACAGGACUGCUCCAAGGUAGCAGAUUCAUGUGCCUGCGAAAACAAGAACAUUGUCAACAAAUACUUCUGCUGCGACGCCAACACCGCACCCCCCAAAGAUCUCGGUCUCAAGGAAUGUGAAAGUGCUGAGAAGUCAACAAUUCCCAUAAUGCCCCACGGCCCCAAGGAUUGGUUGGACUCCUUUUUCUCCAGCCAUUCCCAGCAAAGUACCAGCACCGCCGCGUCGACGGCCUACAAGACUUCUACUCUCACUGUUCCCUCCAGCACCAGCUCCAGUAUCUCUUCCGUGCCAGUCUCUACAUCGACUGCUGUUGAGACAACCACGGUUGCCCCAUCGACUCUCGUCACUGUGAUUACCACUACUACUACUACUACCUCAUCGACUACUUCCGUAAGGAAAAAUCCCUUGGCGACAGAUACUGUUUAG